AUGGCGGCGCGAAAACUUGGGUCCUUCUUACGUCAGCAUUUUCUUGCUCUCUUCUUCCUCUUGCUCGGCUGUUUUUUCUUCCCACGAGGCAGCGACUGUAGACAGAAGAGAAGGAAGAAGAAGCUCCGAACAGUUUCUUCAUCAUCUCCUUCCGGUUCCGGUUUAUCCUCUUCUUGGACGUAUUUAAAACGAGUUUUCUUAUCCACGACGAGGAUAUCCAAAUCCCGCAGCCAAACGCACCCUAACGGUCCGUUAACGACUCUCACCUCCGCUAGAUCGUCUCAGAACUCUCUCGUCACUCUCGUACAACCGGAGACGACGAUGACGAAUCAACCCGACCCGGAAACUUGUGAUGAAAACGGGUUAUCGGAGAUAUCGGACUCUCUGUUUCUCCCUCUCCGCAGCGAGAUUUACUCUUGCAACGCGUGCGGCGAGAUUUUCUCCAGAAUCAACCUCCUCGAGCAGCACAUCGCGAUCAAACACGCCGUAUCGGAGCUAAUCGACGGCGAAUCGAGCACCAACAUCGUGAAAAUCAUAUUCAAAUCGGGCUGGCCGGAGCACGGUAGCAAAAUCCCGGAGAUCCAACGGAUCCUGAAAAUCCACAACAGCCCGAAGAUUCUCACGAGGUUCGAGGAGUAUCGAGAGUUCGUGAAGGCGAAAGCAUCUCGAAGCAACGGCGGAGGAAGACGGUGGGACGACGAACGGUGCGUCGCCGACGGGAACGAGCUCCUGAGAUUCUACUGCUCGACGUUCAUGUGUAACCUAGGGCAAAACGGUAGCUCCUCGCUCUGCGGGCAUCAGUACUGCAGCAUCUGCGGGAUCAUCGGAUCCGGAUUCUCGCCGAAGCUCGACGGGAUCGCGACGCUGGCGACGGGGUGGAGAGGACACGUGGCGGUUCCCGAGGAGGUGGAAGAGGAGUUUGCGUUUAUGAACGUGAAACGGGCGAUGCUGGUUUGCCGGGUCGUAGCGGGUCGGGUCGGGUGUGAUAUGAUGGGGGAUGAUGAUGACGUGGGCAAGAAUGAUGGAGGGUAUGAUUCUCUGGUGGGGCAGGGGACAGGGAGCAAGAGUGGGGCCCUUCUGAGGAUCGACGAUGAUGAGCUGCUUGUGUUUAAUCCAAGGGCUGUGCUUCCUUGUUUUGUGAUCGUGUAUACUGUGUAA
Messenger RNA from Microthlaspi erraticum, 1158 nucleotides. The record is from the annotation of a GenBank genome assembly. Lineage: Eukaryota; Viridiplantae; Streptophyta; Magnoliopsida; Brassicales; Brassicaceae.